Parasteatoda tepidariorum (common house spider) is the source of this 5286-nucleotide messenger RNA. RefSeq names its product rho guanine nucleotide exchange factor 10-like protein. NCBI's taxonomy places the organism in Eukaryota, Metazoa, Arthropoda, Arachnida, Araneae, Theridiidae. Gene Ontology annotation, molecular function: guanyl-nucleotide exchange factor activity; protein binding. The record is from RefSeq and is a predicted model, not a curated record. Gene Ontology annotation, biological process: positive regulation of stress fiber assembly; actin cytoskeleton organization.
UGGCAACAUAAAAUUUGUUGCUUAUAUUUUGUUUCUUUCUUUUAAAUAACAUCUCAUUCUCAUUCAAAAAACUAAUUGAUGUCUUGUUUACAUUAUGUUCCGUAAAUUAACUUUGUUUGACUGCUUGAAUUUUAAUAAAGUCAUUUAUCACUGAAACUAUUUCGCUGAAAGUAUUAUUUGAUGAAGAACUUUUACUAAUUAAUAGAAAGUUAAGUUCAGACUGUCUUGGGUGUUGUUUUCUAAUUAAAAGGAAUAGAGUAUGCGAAAUGCAAAAAGUUAAAUGAUCCACUACAAAUAAAUAUUUUUUACCCUGAUCCAAGACUUCAAAUGGCACUAAUUCUCUUUUCCAAGAUUCAUUGUUUUUGAAGUUAUUGUUGAUUGUUGAAAACAAUCGACCAAUUUUAAAAACAACCUAUUUGAGCUGUGUUGAAAACUCACAACUUUAGAAUUGAAUAUUUUUAUGGAUUUAAUGUAUCACUGCUUAAAUGAUGAAGAAUAUACUGAUGUCUUAUAACAAUACCUAACAUGGUGGAAAUGUACAUUUUAUGUUAUUUCUGACAAAUCACUGUAUUGCAUUGAAUUAUUUUAGUCAUUUCUGUUAAGACUGCUUUUACAAAAAAAUGGAAAUUUGUUGUGUAUCAUGACGAUAGUUUUUAAAAAAUGGCAGUUCCAUAUUAUUACAGUGAAUUAAAGAAAGGCACUGUUCCUGAUGCUGAAAAGAAUAAUUUGAAUAAAGCAGAAACUCCUAAUGAAAAGGGACACGGUUUUGAUAAUCCUUUGCUGGCAAUAGAGCCUGAUGUUAGCACGUGUGAUAUUCCUAGAAAAGCCUCAACUUUUCAGAAAAAGAAGAAAAAGAAAAAAACUUUUCAAACACCUACAUAUCUCAGAUCAAAUUCUCUAACUACUAACAGUCUUCGACUUUCUUCUCAAGCAAUUUAUGCUCAUAAGGAAGCAAUAUCUACUGGAGAAGGAGCUUCUAACUCUCCUCAAAAAACUAAAAAACAAAAUCAUAAAAGGCGCAGCUCUGAACCAAAUAUAUAUGAAGAAAUUCCUGAACAAUCAUAUGAAGAUUUGUCAUGUUAUACUGAAAGUAGAGAUGGUUAUGCAUCACACAGAUGGCCACCUAAGCCUCAUGAAUGUAAUGGAUCUUCAACUUAUUCGUCCUCUAAGGUUGUUUUGGAUGAGGUUGAAAAAGUACAACAAAGGCAUGUACAAAUUUUAGAAAAUCUCAAUUUAGAUGUGGAAGCUAUGUUAAUGCCUGAAGAAACUGUAUGCUUAGAGGAGUUAAAUUCUGAAACAAAUAAGUUUGCUGCUGAGCGUUCUAAUUCUGAAGCUAAAGCGUUGCAUUUUCUUAGUCCUGGGACGCCACCUUUAUACUUUGCCUCUUCACAUUGGCAAGGUGGUGGUAGUUUGUGUGGCACUAUGCCUAAAGCAGCAACUACUAGUCAUGGCCUCCGUGUAAUGAAUGAAUAUAUUUUACAGCAAUCAGACUUUUGUCCUGGUGGUAAAGCUGCUUCUGAUUAUGGUCAAAAAGUUCUCCAGAAAUUCAGCGAAUCUACUAAUGCUGGAGAAACAAGUGAAGAACCGUCAUACAUGCUUUAUGAUGAUGCUCAUCGGCUACAAUGUUCUUCGCGAGGUUUAGCUACACCUGAAGACAAUAUAUAUGAAGAAGUAGAUUUGCAUCAAACCGAUGAAGAGUUUUCAAAUGCGGGCUGUUGGAUUGAUUCUGAAGUUUCUGCUGAUCAGUAUAUAAGCUCUGGUAGUGAAGAUGCAGAAGAAGAAACUGGGGCAGUUAAACUUGCUGCUCGUUUUAUGGGUAAAAAGAAAAAAAGUUCAAAGAAAGGCAAAGAAAAUGAGAGAGCUACUGGAGGCUUUACUAGGUGGUUUUCGACUCGAAAAAAAGAAUAUGUGCUAGAUAAGUGUUCUAACAAACUGAACAGACAUUCCCAAGUUCUGUAUGCUGAUGAAGAUGGAUAUGUUGAUGUCAAAAUCCCCAAAAAGCAACGUCCUCCUCUAUCUCUACCACCAGUUCCACCAAAUUUAAGCCCUGAAAAAUUAAAGAGAAGAUAUAUUGUCGGAAGUAUAGUUGACAGUGAAAACUCCUAUUUAAAUUCUAUGCAGAGGCUUAUAAGAGAUUAUAAACAUCCAUUGGAAAAUGCCCCUUCUCCAAUUGUCAGUGCCAAUAAAAUUAGUGUAAUGUUCCACAGAGUUGAGCAAAUUUUGCAGUGUCAUAACAUUUUUGGAAUUGCUUUAACUCAAUGUAUUCGCCAAUGGGAUCAAGAAGAAAAAAUUGGAGAUGUAUUUGUUGCCUCUUUUUCAAAAGUAAUGGUUCUGGACAUAUACAGUGAUUUCAUUAACAAUUUUUCUUUGGCUAUGGAAACUGCGAAGCAAGCUUCAAAAAAUAAAUCUGCAUUUGCAGAUUUCUUGAAGGUUAAACAAAUUAAUAGUACUGAUAGAUUAUCAUUCUUUGGUCUAAUGGUGAAACCUGUUCAAAGAUUUCCUCAGUUUAUAUUGAUGCUACAGGAUUUGUUAAAAUAUUCACCUCCUGGUCAUCAUGAUCGCAUGUCACUUCAACUUGCUCUAACACAACUUGAAUCACUUGCUGAAACUUUAAAUGAAAGGAAGCGGGAAGCUGAACAACAUCAUGCUGUUCGGGAAGUUCUCAAACAUUUUGGAAAGUUCUCCUUUAAAUCUUCUGCUGACAGAAAUCAUUUCUUGCUAAGACAAGAUGAUGUGUUACAACUUCAGUUAGAUCAAAAUGGGCUUGUAGUGAAGUCUAAGGAAAGGAGACUUUUCCUUUUAAAUGACCUUUUAUUAUCUGUUGCUGUUUCAUCUCGGAAUAGUGAUAAUCUCUCAAAUGUCGAAAGGUUAAAUCUCAAAUGGGCAGUUCCUCUUCAAGAAGUAGAUAUCUAUGAUGAUUUAAACAUGUCUGCUAAAACUUUAAAAAUGUUUUACAGCAAAAGUAAAUUUGCAAAUCAUAAUGCUGAUGGUGAAUCAGCUGAUGUCCCUACUGAACAAACUCUUUACGAAGAACUAAGAGAUCUCAUUCAUGACAAAGAUAUCAUUGCUAGAAUUGAUUCAUUAGUGUCAUCAUUAAGAAGAACUUAUAAUGAUUUAAAUGUUGAUGUUGCACAAAGAGUAUCAUCAAGCAUACAAGAAACUAUUCAACAAAAAUGUGAUGAAAUAAACCAAAUGGAAAGCAGCUGCUUACAACUGGCUGUGCCGUUCCGAUCAAAAUCUAAUAAAGAAAUAUUCUGCUUCCAAAUGAUAAGCCCAGCUGUGAAGCGGGAUUGGAUAACUGAUUUGCGAUUGGCAAAAUUAGCAUUAGAUGCCAACAACCUUCCUGCUUGGGAUAUUGCAGAUCAAGAAAAGAGACCAAGCAGCAAAAUGCCAUUAUUUGUGAAAAACUUUCCUGUAUUUCAGACCUCUUGUUCAUCUGAAGUUAUAUGUGGGUGCCAUUAUGUUGCCAACAGUUGCUCUAUCUCUCAGCAUUAUUUAUGGAUUUGUUCAACAGAUGGAUUGAACAGUCAUAUUGUUGUUAUGGCCGUACAAUCCACACAUCUUCGUCAAGUUGCUGUGUACCAUUUAAAUGAGAUGAAAAUUGUUGCAAUCGAAGCUGUACCAGGAACACCUUCAGUUAAUAAAUCUUGUUCUGAUGAAAAAUCUCUAAGUUCAGAUACUGUGCUUUCUACUGAAACUGUUUGGCUUGGCACUGAAAACCAAAAAGUGAUUGUUCUAGAAGGCUCAUGUCCAGAAAAAUGGGAAGAACUUGGCAGCACCGUUACACCAGCUUGUAUUAUUCAAAUAAAAUAUCAUUUGGAUCGAGUUUAUGUUGGAAUAGCAAAUGGUUCUGUCUUAAUAUUCAAUAGAUAUUCUGAUGGCCAUUGGCAGCUAGAAAACCCCACUAAUUUAGUCUUGAGUCAAGAUCCAGUUGCUUGUUUAUUACCUGUUGGUCUCAACUUGUAUUGCUCAAGUGGCUCAAAAAUAUGGAUUGUUGAUUCUCUUACUGCUGAAGUUCAGCGAAACUAUCCUAUACAACAUGAUGAUGGUAGCCAAGCAUUUCAUUUAGCUCACUCUGGAACUGGAAUAUGGAUGUCAUUGAAAAAUUCUGCAACUAUUUGUUUGUAUCACACAGAGACUUUUCAACAUCUUCAAGAUAUUAAUAUUGCUUCUAAUGUGAAUCAUAUUUUACGAGGUAAGGACAAAGAAAAGUCAAUUCAAGCCAUACACGUAACUUCUCUUUUGGCCAGCAAAGGGUUACUUUGGGUUGGAACUAAUGUUGGGAUUGUUUUGACUGUACCAUUACCUCGUUUAGAAGGUGUACCUAUUAUAACUGGACGUGUUAGUUUAGCAUUUCAUGGACACCAAGGACCUGUUAAUUUGCUGUUAAGUUUACAACCAAAAUCUGUGUCAAUUCCAUUCUUAUCAUCUCCUAUUGCCAGUACACCAACCAUUGAUAAUGUUGAUCCUUGUAAAGACUUAUCGCCACAAUCUUUAGUCAUUAAACAACUUUCUGAUUCUAUGUUACCCUCACCAACAUCAAGUAAAAAAUUUGAAACAAAACUAGAUGUUGGGUACAUACAUGUAUCUGGAGUUAAGACAUUGCCUCACAAUCAAUCUUUAUGUUCCCAUAUUGCCCCAUUGAAUAAUUUGGAAGAAGCUAGUGAUGUUUAUGGAUUGUAUGCUGAUUUAAUGAAUGUGCGUGACUACGAAAAAGACAGUGAAGGAAAACUGUAUGAACGACUCAAUCACAGCGAUCCUGAAUUGAUGCAUCUUAAUUUGAAUAAUUUGGAUAAAAAAGUGCAGCAGAAAUCAGGCCGUCCACGGUCUUGGGAUUUGUCUACAAUGGCUGUAUCUGAAGACUCUGAUUCUGCAUCAACUGCUACUUCUACAGCCACUACACCAUCUAGAAAUUCUACAACUGAUGAACCAGUGCAGAGGCACAGUGAAGACUUUCGUUGUUUACCUACUCAUGUUACGUUAAGACGUGAGAUUUCCAAAUCAAACAAGAAAACUGACUCAACUCCAAAGACAAUACUUAUGUUAACUGGUGGUUGUGAUUAUAUUAAUUGGCGAAAACCAGAAAAAACACCAAAACAAUAUCUAGAUGCAAAUGUUAUUAUAUGGGAAGUUAAAAUUUAGAAGAUUAAUGAAUCUCUGUGUAAAUAACGUUUAGAGAAAAUAUUAUUAAUAACUAUUUACAUGAAACUAUUUUUACUGCACAUAUUUUUCAUUCAUUCUUGUAGAGUAUCAAAUAAAUUUGAUGAAUUUACUUUUUAUAUUAAA